Messenger RNA from Tigriopus californicus, 2178 nucleotides. Its product is annotated as tetratricopeptide repeat protein 38-like. The transcript is spliced from 7 exons. Bases 166 to 1602 code for a protein of 478 amino acids. NCBI's taxonomy places the organism in Eukaryota, Metazoa, Arthropoda, Copepoda, Harpacticoida, Harpacticidae. The record is from RefSeq and is a predicted model, not a curated record. Gene Ontology annotation, molecular function: protein binding.
GGUAGAUCCAGAUGAUGUAGGUUGAGGCUGAAUUGAAAUAAUAUUGACAUGGAUUAGGUGAGAUCAGGCAGAGGCGAGGACUGAUAACUGAUAACUCAUAUUAUUCGAGUACAUUUCCAAUUUUUUACCUACCCGAAACAGCACGUCGACGUGCAGGUUGUAACGAUGAGUUCCUGGUUUCCAUUCGAGUAUCGCGAUGUGGAGGCAUGGCGGAAAGAUGGCUUGCCCCUCUCCACGCCCAGCAACGAGGCUGCCAAACAUUUGGAUGCAGCCAUCGCCCAAUUUGCCCUCAUGGACUCCGAUCCAGCCCAAGGGGGGUUCAUGGCCUCCAUGACUCAGGUCAACGAGGCCGAUCCCGAUUGCAAUAUGUCUAAGAUCCUCAUGCUGGAAUUGCAAGCCCAGGAACGAGGACCCAUCGUUGAUGAUACCAUGAAGAAGAAAUGCUUGGCCUUUAAAGACCAACCCAAGAAAGUCGCUUUAAGUAGCUGGGAGGAAAAACAUUUGGAGUGUGCCUUGGCUCUUUCCGAAAACGAUAUGCUAAUGGCGUGCAACAUUUGGGAGAACAUCCUAGUGGAUCAUCCCAAAGACAUGGCUAGUCUACAAAUGCUUUACUUCGGCCACUUAAAUACGGGUCGGCGACGUGGGUUGAGGGACUCUGUUUUAAGAGUGCUAGAUCAUUAUGCCCCUCAUGAUCGAUAUUACGGAAAUUUGUACGGAAAGCUUUGCUUUGGUUACGAGGAGAAUAACCAAUUUGAUUUGGGGUUCAAGGCUGGUACAAAAGCUUUGGAACACACUCCCAAAGACAUUUGGGCGGUUCACGCAAUGUCCCAUGUGUACCAUGAAACCAGUCGAUCGGAUGAUGGAGUGACAUUUCUGGAGAGGAUUGAAAAAGAUUGGGUCGACAACCCCAGUCCCAUAAAGCGACACGUGUGGUGGCACAAGAGUCUCUAUUACUUUGAUUUAGGUGACUAUGAAGAUGCCAUCUCACUCUACGAUAACACAAUAAAACCUCUAGCCUUUGAAGAGAAAAUGGCAUUCUCCUUGUCUGAUGCCGCUUCACUUCUUCUUCGUCUUCAAUCCCAGGAUGCACCUAAGGGAUUAAACUUGAAAGAACGUUGGUGUGAGCUCGGACAAGUUUACAAAGACCACUUGAGCAACUCUAUUGGAAACGUUUUCUAUGAUUUCCAUCCUCUUGUGACCUUUAUGUUUGGGGACAACCAAGAUGGCGGACUAAAACUGCAAGAACAAAUUCAGGAUCAAGCUCGAAGUGUGACCAAAAGUAAGGAUUUCAAUUGUUGCGUGGCCAAUAAAGUGGGCGUGGGUUUGGCUGAAGCGACUAUAGCUUACGCUCGUCAAGAUUACACACAAGCCGUGGAGCAUUUAAAUCCCAUUCGUUACGACGUAUUUGAAUAUCUUGGGGGAAGUCACGCCCAAAAGGACGUGAUCCAUAUCAUGUUACUGGACGCAGCCCAAAAAUCAGGCCAAGUAAACUUGGCCAAGCAACUCUUGGCGGAACGAUUGGCUUGGAAUGGAAGUUCCUUGAAGAAUGAUCAGUCCACUUUUAAUAACAGAAUGGCCUCAAAAAUGACAAUGAUGCACUGACAUUACAUUGACCGAGUUGAUUUUGUUCCCUUCACUCUUCAUUAGCUUAACAUUUGACCAAGAACAUGAGUUGCUAAACCGAAAUUUUCAGUUUAAUCGAAUGACUGAGUCAAAAGUUAUAAGCCCUCACAAAUCACUACAUAAAUCUACACAAAAUGGCAAUUGAUUGCAAGAAGAGGACUACUUCAUUGUUCUGUGUACGUAGAGUUAUUUACCAGCGCUUUUAGAGGACCAAAGUUUUAAUUCCGUUUUAUCCAAGUGAAAAUUCAAAUGCGUAAUUGUUUCUAACGACCAGGGCCGUCUCAUUUGAAGGAAAUCACAAGGCGUUUACUUGGUGCUAAAAUGAUAAUUCUCGAAUCCAGCAUCUUUUCCAUUUUCCCGUGGUUUAAGCCUUAUGCCAACCAUUCGUACAUUGAUCUGGCAGUUACUCACCACCAAUAUACAGCAACAGAUUCAAUGGUGCAAAGUUCGAUUAGUGAAAAAAAGAAACCCAUUUGCCUGGUAGACGGGGGUACACUGUAUUAUCUGCAUCAUUUGUUUGGUCGAUUCAAGUUUAAAUAAAAAUGUAAUGAGAAA